Molecule: messenger RNA, 1563 nt
Organism: Rhizoctonia solani
Lineage: Eukaryota; Fungi; Basidiomycota; Agaricomycetes; Cantharellales; Ceratobasidiaceae
Product: glycoside hydrolase family 128 protein
Exons: 14
Coding region: 1-1563 (520 amino acids)
Biological process (GO): fungal-type cell wall polysaccharide metabolic process
Cellular component (GO): fungal-type cell wall
Source: RefSeq, a predicted model, not a curated record
AUGUUCAUAGGAACCCAGAGGUGCACCGACUGUCCCUCAUCUCCCAUCAAAGAGCUAUAUGCUCGGGCCAUUGGACAAGGGUGGACAACAGUUUUCACGCUCAACGAACCUGACUUGCCUGUCGGCGGAACAUCGCCAGCUGACGCGGCAGGGUGGUAUAUACGGUGGAUAAACCCACUAAAUAUCACCAAGGCAAUUCCAGCUGUGACAUCGAGUACGGUUGCAGGCCAAGGGCUUGAUUGGGUAGACGGGUUUAUUCGAGCCUGCGCAGGACAGUGUUUCUUCGAUUACAUCAACCUACACUGGUAUGGUUCGUCUUUCGAAGAGUUCAAGGCGCAUAUAGAGGGCGCACGUAACAGGUUUCCUGGGUAUAAGUUCGUAAUCACUGAGUUUGCGUUGCUCCCUCCCGCUACACGGGAAGACCAAACAGCCUUCUUGAAUAAUGCUAUGACAUACUUAGAUAACACAACUUAUGUGGAAUACUAUGCGAUAUUCCUUGCCACUUCUCCUGCCUUGAUUACGAAUAACAAUGGUGGCUCCGAUUACGCCGGAACCACAUCGACUUUGUUCGGUGAUGAUGGCAGCUUAACGCUUAAUGGGGUCGCCGAAUGGGACGCCCGCGAGCGCGUUAGGCGGGCUAGCCUGAUCUCCGGUUACCCCGAGGCUACCGAUCCGGUCGCACCGAGUACGGACAGUCGUCAGCUCAUAGUUUCUCCUUCAACUCAACUCACACUUUUCUUCUACACAACCAUGUCUUCUAUGUCCAAGAUAGCUACUAUUGCUGUGGCAUUGCUCACCGCGGCACCAUCCGCUCUGGCAGGAAAGCGUGGUCUCGCAUGGCCUUGGUACAACGAAGGGAGCAACCUGAACCCUACUGCACUAGCGAACGGCAAUGGAAACGUUCAAUGGAUCUACAACUGGGAGACCUGGCGCCCUGCCGUGACCACUAACAUGAACUGGAUUGGCAUGCAGCGCUGCAUGGAUUGCGACUCCUCGCCAAUCUCUCAGCUCAAGACACGUGCUGCCCAACAGGGCUGGAAUACGGUCCUUACGCUCAACGAGCCCGAUAUCAAUGGCAUCUCUGCUUCGAGCGCCGCUAACUGGUAUAUCCAAUACAUCAAUCCUCUCCAAAUCAGAAAAGCUAUUCCUUCCGUUACUUCCAGUACCACCCCAGGUCAGGGACUUGACUGGGCUGCUGCCUUUAUCUCUGCCUGCGGCGGUCGUUGCUAUUUUGACUAUAUCAACAUCCACUGGUAUGGUAACAACUUUGCACAAUUCCAGUCCCACGUUCAAAACGCUCAUAAUCGUUUCCCCAACUACCAAUUGAUUAUCUCUGAGUUUGCUUUAGUAUCACCCGCCACUCGUGACCAGCAGGUUUCUUUCCUGAAGCAAGCUAUGUCAUUCCUUGAUGGUGCCUCAUAUGUCACCUACUAUGCUGUGUUCGGUGCUAGUUCACCUUCCAAGAUUUCUGCGAACACCGGUGGAGGAGAGGUCGGCACAGGCUCAUCUCUCUACAACGACGAUGGAAGUCUUUCUGCUAACGGUGUCGCUUACCGUGGAUAG